UUAAGCCUGCAUCUAUUGAUAUGUCCUGUGAAGGAGACCUUGAAGUUGGCAAAGGUGAACAGGUGACAAUAACACUGCCAAAUAUUGAGGGCUCAACUCCACCAGUGACUGUCUUCAAGGGCUCAAAGAAGCCUUACCUAAAAGAAUGUAUCUUAAUUAUCAACCAUGACACUGGAGAAUGUCGCCUAGAGAAACUUAGUAGCAACAUCACUGUGAAAAAAACCAGAGCUGAAGGAAGCAGUAAAGUCCAGUCUCGCAUAGAGCAGCAACAGCAGCAAAUGCGAAAUGCGACUAAGGUUCCAAACAACAUUAAAAAUUCUCCACCAAAAGAGAAGAUGUUUCCGUCUUCUCCUAUGGAUGAUAUUGAACGAGAGCUAAAAGCAGAAGCCAGUAUCAUGGACCAGCUGAGUAGCUCUGACAGUUCAUCUGACUCUAAAAGUUCUUCAUCCUCUUCAUCAAGUAGUGAAAAUAGUUCUAGUGAUUCCGAAGACGAGGAAACGAAGCCCUCUCUUCCUAUCUCAAUGCCAUAUUUGCAGCCGCAGCCUACUGUGUCUGCCAUACCACAACAGGCUGUCCCUGACAAAGAUGCCAGUCAUAACAGAUCCCAAGAGAGCAGUGGUCAUAUGAUGAAUACACUACGAAAUGACUUGCAGCUGAGUGAAUCUGGAAGCGAUAGUGAUGACUGAACAAAUUUUUGGCCUUAAAUGUAUCACCUUUUUUGCUAAAUAUGGCUUAGCAUCUGUUUUGCACUAAGAUUAGAUUACCAGAGACUGGAAUGAAUGUCUUCGAUUUUGAUAACAGACAUCCUAAUUUUCUACUGACACAUCAUGUCUAUAAUACAGCAGCAUUGACAUCCUGUCAGUGCUAUGGUUGUUUAUCUUUCAAAUUACUGUAUUUACAGUAAAAUUAUGUAUGAUCUGAAUUUGAUUAUUUUUGCCUCAGCCACCUGUUUUACUUGAAACUGAUUUGUAACAGCUAGUUACUUUAUAUAAAUAGUUAUGGAAUGGAGAAAUUUCUGAUAUUUAUGGAGGCAAGUUUCCUUCCUAUCAUUUAAAUGCUGAAUGCUGAUCUCACAACUUUUACUUGGAGAGAGUGAAAGGGAGAACAACUAAAUGAGGUCUGCUGUGUCAGCUACACUUUUUGUUCAGUUCACAGUUCAUACCUUUAAGGAAACUGCUGAAUAAUGUGGUCCACUAGUGCAGUUACAGUUUACAAUUGUUCAACACGUUGCUGAAUUCUUAAUUUCAUUGUAUUAUAGGACUUUAUAUUUCUGAGCCUCAAGAUUCCUAAAGGAACUUGUCUAUUCUCUGCCUUUUUUUAUGUAACUUGAAUAGGCUGGUCUUUUUACAACCUUUUUGUAUCUAAAUUUAAAUAACUGCAGAGACAGCAAUGAACUUCCUUCAUUUCAUUCUGUAACGGAAAUCAGAAUAUUUCUUUGUAGGAGGAUAAAAGUAAUUUAAUAAAGCAAUAUUUAUCG
Molecule: messenger RNA, 1477 nt
Organism: Cariama cristata (Red-legged seriema)
Lineage: Eukaryota; Metazoa; Chordata; Aves; Cariamiformes; Cariamidae
Gene: EAF2
Product: ELL associated factor 2
Exons: 5
Coding region: 21-686 (221 amino acids)
Biological process (GO): regulation of transcription elongation by RNA polymerase II; positive regulation of DNA-templated transcription
Cellular component (GO): super elongation complex
Molecular function (GO): transcription elongation factor activity
Source: RefSeq, a predicted model, not a curated record